CGGUAACGGUAACAGUAUGUAGCAGGAGAUCCCGAAUAAAAAAGCGGGAGGUAUUAACAUCCUUCAGUGCUCCGCACGACCACGAGAUGACAUCGACGGCAUGGGCGGAAAGCUGCGACAACGCGAGUUCGAUUUUGGCGAGUCGCCGGGGAGGUAGACAGAAUAUGCAAAUAACAACACCUUCUGCGGGCCCUUGCUCGGACGCCAGUGGUGUGUCCUUGUCCCCAAGUUUGUUUGCUUCUUCUUCACGAGCACGACGUGGACAAGAACUGAGCUGUCUUUAUUACCUUUCCGCGGCCACUGUGUCGCUGGUGCUGAUGCUCCUACUUAUCGCUUGUUCCGACCACACGUUCGAGGGACGUACUAGGGGAUCGCAAGCAACUGACUUUUUACCCGCAGUAGAGGCAACGGCUCUGCGAGGCACCCUGCACGCUCCCAGGAAAGAGCCCGAAACGCCGAGCGUCCCGAGCUGGUUCGACGUCAGCAUGCAAAAGAAAUUUCGGAAGCGCUUCGCAGAUCCCCAAAAGCGGCGGAACACGGCACUGACGGGCAAGAAUGUAGUCUGCGUUGAGGGACCCCACCGCUGGGCCAAUGCGCAGGUACUGGAGAGCAUCUACAUCAACGUGGUGCGACCUCUGGGGCCCGACACCGAUGUCGUUGUGGUCGCGCCCGAUGUCAACUAUGCCCAAGAGCAGGACGGGCGGCACUUCAAUACUGGCCGAAAUCGUGUGGGGAAGGGGCGCACGUACCUCCAAGCCGAAGCUUUGGCGGAGUUUUACUUGCAAAAAAAUCACUCCGCCUUUGAAGAAAACAGGAACUACCUCAAUGAGGAACAGAAGCAAGAUCAGGAAACCGCGGAAGCGAGCGAGCGGACCUCAGGAGCAGAGAAAUCUCCUCGAGAAACAGCAGGAGCGGAUCCGGGGGACAACCGCGACCAGGUAUUGGCAAACACGAUCGUGUAUGAAUUGCAAAAAUGUCUGGGUCUGGAAGAAUGCAACUUGUCAUGCUGCAUUUGGAUUCCAGAAAAAUCUGUAUUGCAUGAGUACCACAAGGAAUGUAAUUUUUGCUACGCGGAGAGGGCAUUUGUCAUGCGGAAUAGGCAUCAAGAAGCUCUGAAAAAAUCUGUGAUGCUAGGGCGUGCAGCAUCACAGACAUCAGGGCCCAUGCAAAACGUGCAUGACAAGUGGUAGAAUGUUCCAGACCCAGACAUUUUUACAGUUGAUAUCGUGCAAAGCGCCAACUUGCGUAGCGAGAUCGAGCGCACGCACGAGUAUGUGCGGGAGACGAAAGUUGGCACGCUAGAACAGCUAUGCAAUGCAAAAGUAUCGUACUAGUAUAAAUUGCAUCACAAAUUUUUCAAGAAGAAAAAUGGUGGAAUUUGUAAUGCUGAUUUACCUAAAAAGGAAUAUUUGUCAUGCAUGAUAGCAAUUACUACGAGUACGAUACUUUUGCACAGCAUAACAACCGCACUUACACGCACUGAAGCACAGUCCCUGUCUGUACAAGCGCAUCUUCGGCAAGCACCUGAUAUCCCACAGGAAAGCACACCCAUCGCCAUCCAGGAGAGAACAACAGCAAGAAUGUAUGAAUAUUCUAUAUGAUGUGUGCUGCUCGUCUCGUCCUAGAUUUUUGAUACAACUAGAAAUUGAAAUGAAGCAACGCGGCGGGAAUGAAGGAUGUUGCUAGAUCUGGAAAUGCAGCAAUGCGGAAACCGCAACAAAGGAGCAAAUUUUCUGUUAUGCAGCAGAAUGCCCUUCCCCUUUCUUUGACUUUGUAGUGUCAGUGUCUGUGUUGCUCCUGGCGUUCCAGUAAUUAGCGAGGUCGUACCAAACAAAAUAAGCAGAGGCGGACAUUAAACCAACUCGCGCACACAAUUUUAGAAGUUUUCUUCUGGUUAGAUGGGCGUGCUUUUUUUGGGCAUACCUGAAGGCAUUGGACAUGCAGCAGGAUGAGACGCGUCUAGAGCUGGUCAAUGACUUCUCUCUAUCCUGAGUGAAAAUGUCACCACCCCAGGGUUGUCCUCGUCAUGCCGAUCUGCAUUCAAUAGCAAUGCGGUGGAAACUACUCACAUAUAACAUUUGCAUAUGCGCAUCUGCAACAUGAGGCGAAUUCCUAGGUGGCAGAGGAAAUGCUGUCAAUUAGCAGGAUUAAGUAGAUGGGUUCGUCGUGAAACUCCGGCUGCCCUCCUUUCUCUGAACCUACUAGCCCUGCUCAUCUACCGCGUGACCCCAAAAACUUCACGAUUUGUUUUCUUGACUUUGGGGCGCGGCUGGGGCGACGCCUUUGCACGGGAUCUUCUCUGGAGUGGUUUCGCGACAGCAACAGCGAGCAGCCCGGCUACCGGUUUGGCAUGCACCUGAUGGCGAGUAAGUGGAAGUGCCUGCUCGCGAUGCGGCUGAACAAGCUAAAGCUGAGCAGUUACGACUGGUUCGCCUACACCCGCAAUGACGUGUUCUGGGCCUAUCCUCACCCCCCACCCUAUUUGCUGAACCACGAGAAGUGGAUGCAGCCCGGCACCGGGUGGGGCGACGCGGGGGGAAAGUUCGACGUGCGACCGGUGGACAUCUGGAUUCCCGCAUGCUUCGACUACGCUGGCAUCAAUGACCGGCUCUACACCAUCCGCCUGCUAUCCUGUGCAAAACUAUCGUACUCGUAGUAAUUGCUAUCAUGACAAAUAUCCCUUUUUAGGCAAAUCAGCAUUUACAAAUUCCAUUUUUCUUCUUGAAAAAAUUUGUGAUGCAAUUUAUACUAGUACGCUACUUUUGCACAGCAUACCUGCGCCCCGGCGGCGAUUUUCAGUGGACCACCGCGGCGGAGAAGAAAAAGAAGAUCCGGGAGCAAAUCCGUAAGGCCAAGAAGGUGUUCUUCCGCUUCACGCGCGCUGUGUACGCGCGGCCGGGAGGGAUGCCCAUGGUCCGCGCCGACGCGCUGCCACCGCCGAAUGCGAGCGACCCCACCGACGUCAGCUGGCGCUUUCUCAAAGGGUUUGAGGGCGGCAUAGGUGCCCAGGAGGUCAAUGGGGAGUUCUCUUUCCGCCGCUUCCUCGACGCGCACGACUUCAAAAUUGGCCGCUUCGAUUGCAUCGCAGCGCUUGUGAAGAUGGGGCAACUGGCGAAUGAUUUGAUAUCCACUAUUCUUCCCAAGGUGAUCGAGAGUAAAAUGAAACAAGAAGAGGCCCGCGCGGGAAAUGCAACCUCUGCAGCUGGUGGGGAUGUAGUUGAUAUAAUAAGUGCUGUAACGGAGGGGACAAAAUCGAAUAAUGGCAGCCAACCGCAAACCCGCGCACUUGCAGAAGACAAACUGACCGUCACUCCUGCCGCUAUGUCGACUGAUGUUGAAGGGAAAGAAAUGAUGAAGAGCGAAAAUAGUUUGGGAACAAAAAAUGUUGCAAAAACACCUACCGUGAAAACAGAUGAUGUUGAAGACGAGGAGAAUGAUCCGUACUACUGCAGGGAGCUGCAGACGCCUGGCUUUUCGGAGGUUUUUGGGCGGCACCGAAUCAGUUUUCGGAACCACUUGCUCUUCGAUGCCACCGUGCAACUGAACAGCGACUUUCAGCCGAAUGGGGUGCAGCGUUGGUUCCAGGGGAAAGCAGGCAAUGACUCGUGGACCAUCGCACUGCCCCUCGCAAUCCCCGACGAACACAAAGCCGCGGAGGCAGCUCCUCCUACAUCAACUGUAGUGGAUCUGGAACAACAUCAUGAUCAGAGCGAUACUAGCGAUAAGAGCAAGCGCCCUGGAGGGAGCAAGGUGGUGGACACGUACCAACUGGCCUCCGCGGCCGUUCUCCAGGAACUCUCCAACGGCACGCUGCUGAGUCCUUCGCACGAAAAAAGCUGGGAACACCGCCACCCCGACUUUCUCCCGUUGGUGAAGGCCUACCGCCACUCCCACGACGGGGUGAUGAAGUUUUCGCAGGCGCAGUUAGACCUAAACCAGGCCCCCGUGGACCACGCGGCGGCACAGGCGGUGUUGCAACAGCACCGCGCGAAACCAGAUAUGUGGAGUGCCUACAGUCGCAAAAUGGUACGGCCGCGGCUCGGGACGCACAUGUUCCUGCAGCGCCAGAGCUGCGAAAGCUUGGUACGCAGAGGCCUAGCGCAGUGGAACACGCGCUACGGUGACAGUGUGGAUUGGUUCAGGCCAGACACCAUGGAGGCUAGCCUCGACGAGAAAACUCAGCCCAAAUUCGUGCUAGAGCAGUUUCUCACGCGGAAAAAUCGUGUGUGGAACGCAACACGGUAUCACAACCUUGCCACAGCCCAAGAAGAUGCUGAGCACAAAAGCAGGACCGCAACCACAUCGACCGCGACAGGCGCGGCCGCAGCAGCUCCAGAAGCAGCAGUUGAACCACUUAAGGCAAAAAUCGUUGACCCGCCAGAAAAAUUUUCUUCCUCUCUCAGUGCCUUCGUGCAGGAGAAGCUGGGCGAGGCGGUUGAGUACCUGGUGUCAAAGUACUGUGAUACAGCGCCGAUAUGGUGGGAGCCGGGUUCUGCAACAGUUCUGCGACACGACACGCAACACGUCUGGACACAGAUGCAGAAUUAUCUCAAAAAGCACUUGGACGAAAGGUUCGUCACCAGCACUUCUACUGCCAAGACAGGAGCAGGGAAGCAGCUGGAAAACGUUGAGGACCCAGACGACGCCGAGGGCGAGAGAGAAGCGGAGUCGCUCAUUGCGGAAGCAUAUGGAUUGCAAACAGAUGUAUGGUGGGUCUGGUUGGUCGAGAAAAAAGCAGACUCACGUUUAUCAUGCAUUUUUUGUAGAAGUUGAAUGACUGGAAUGCACAUAAAUUAAAGCGUGAUGACAAUUAGAUAUGCGAAGCAGGCUUUGCCUUGCCUCGGUGAGAGAUGCCCUCUCUGGGAUUCGAAAACGCGACAGAUGCUGUUGAAUUUGCGUCGAGAGCAGGACAGAUUUUUGUCUGCUCCAGACUCAGCAUCGCAAGGUGCAACGACAUUCCAGACCCCGACACAUCUGCAAUGUGUCUAUAAAGCGAACGCGGAAGGCAGAGCGUUCGAUUCGUCGUCCUCUGGAGGGCCGGCUGAUGUUUCGCUUUCACCACACGCGCUCGAUCACCACGUAGAGGCCAAGGCUUUCGCGCGCAGGAGGAUUUCUGCCGCUACAGCAACUGCUGUUUCUGCUUCCUCCUCCUCUUCCUCGACAACUGGCCUACAUGAGCAAUCGGAGCAAAACGAGGACGGCAUCCGUCUGACGCGCCGUGCGGAGGAAGGUGAAUCUGGUACGAGGCGACGGGUGAACGAAAUCGUCGGGUUUCAUGCCGAAAACCUGCCGCUGGGGAACUACGAUCGGACGCUGCAGAGCUGGGUGGACGACUUUCGCUACGAACUUGCUUGUCCCAUGCUGGACUGGAGCGACUGGAACUUGACGCGGUGGCACCCCGUGGCGCUAUCCACCGCAAAUAAGUAUGUAGUUCGGGCCUGGUGUCACGCAUCUUGAGGAUGAAUCCACAUAGAUGGUCAUAGUCUGCAAGGAAAACAAGGGGCCGCAAAGCAGUAGAGGUUUUGCCCAUACCUAUCUCCUCGAAUGAGACAUUCUGCGUCCUGCAGAUCAAUUGACACCAGCAUCGCAAGUUUGCAUGUACCACCCACCAAAUCCAGCACGUCAUUUGUGGUGGAUAGGCGCAUCAUCAGUACAACUGCAGCGCGCUGUCCGAACCCGAGCACGUGUACGUGCACCGCAUGCUAUGCGUCGAAAAACAAGUAUCGUACAUCGUAGGCGUAUUAGAAAUCGCAUUUAGAUUUAGAAAAGUCUGGUCGGAAAAUGAAACUUGUCUGCCAUGCUCAUGCUGCAUCACGUAGAACAGGAAAGGACCACCUCGACCUGUCAACCUGCAGAAGUAUAUGCGAUUCAUACGACCACGAUAUCGGUCUGCAGAGGAUACCUGGUUUCCUUCACCGAUUCGGUGCAAGCGGGCGUGCCGGGCAUGGAGCACAUGGACUUACACAUGGAGGACCGCGUGCUUGCCUUCAUGUUGCUCUCCCACCGCAGCGCCCCGGCGGGCCUGGGGUACGGGCGCGAGUUGAACCUGCAGGCUUUUGGGCAGCUGUAUGCUAGUCAAAAUCUCGGGCCGCCCCCGCUGGGCCCCGCGACGCCAUUCGACGACUACUUUUUCAUGUACAACCACACGCUGCUGUGUAAGCCCUACGACCGCGACGUGGCCUACACCUGGAACCGCGGCACCGCGGUGGUGAAGCAGCAGCAGCAGGGUUUUCUCCUCGAGAACACACUGCCGGAGCGGGUGCGGCACCUGCAGCGAACGGUCGCAUACAAGUUGACGGAUCACCAGCUGCUGCGCGCGAGCGGCAUCCACAACCGGUCGCGCGAGUACCUGCUCGACUUCUACGAUCCGGCGAUAAAACCGAAGGACGGGGUGCACAACUGGGGCGCCUACGCGCACUAUGUCGAGAUGCCGCGCACCACGCUCACGCGCACCUAUCCUCGAUGCAAAAAUUGCAUCCCCUUCGCACUUACUCGUAUACUACAAGAACACGUACAAACAUGCCAGGCUGGCAUGACGUUGUGUACAGAUCUGCUUGUACUUCUUUCUCUUUGCCUGCAUCUGCGACGUGAAGACGAGUUUCAUUUUUCCUUUUGCUGGCCGACUUUGAAUUUCAAGUUCCCUUCUGCUCCCAUGCGAUUUCUACAACGAGAGGUACGAUAGUUUUGGAAUGCAUAGCACAGGGGCACGGACGAAGACCAACCAAGUCAGCGUGAUCUCUGCGCCGUACGGCGAGGAACCUUUAGCGGUCUCCACCAUGGUUCUGUCGCGGCGCCUGGCCCGCUAUUUUGGGCAGCAAGACCCCGGCGAGCCACACCCAGACGACCUCUAUACCGACGGCAUGCGUCACCGCGACAACGCGCGUGGAUUAGACAUCCAGCACCAGCGCCGCUUCCUCCAACUAGUGACCCACUUCCCAAACCUGACCCGGGAAGAUCUGCUAUCCUGUGCAAAAGUAUUGUAUCGCAAUUGGUCGUCGAAGUCGAUGUAGCUGCAAUGAAUCGGAACACUCGUCCGUGACAAAUCCCAUUCCGAAGCAGGUUCGCGUGAGGACAGACCCUAUUUGUAUUUUCCAAACACUCGUGCGAAGAUAUAAUACCUUCUGUCAUGCAAAUCUACAUAGUGCGAUAUUAGAAGACAAGACAUAGAAUACUUUUGCACUGCAUACCUGUCACACCUCGACGAUGCUCAAGCAUCAGAGGAAAAUCACAAAAGUCUUCACGCUCUAGACAACGUAUUUGGAGCUGCAUAUGCCCCAGCAGCUUCCGCGGUGUCAGAAAAAACAUUAGAUGGUGACGCUCAUGUAUCACCUUCAACAUUUGGAUCUGGUUCAUCCGUCGAAUUAUCAGCUCGUCUCCGGCAAGCCGCAGCUGCGACCACUGCCGCGCCAGAGAUUAUGCGAGACGCCUGGAAUCCAAAGCUUCUGCAAAGAGGAGCGAAAAGCAACUACGGGUCAAAGCAAGAGCAGCUAGGUGGGAGCAUUAACCACGCAGUACCAAGAAAAGGACCUAGCCCCAGCGCUAGUGGGGCAGACGAGCAUCUUCAAACUGGCGCCAAUGGUACCUUCCCUACAAGAACACUGGUAACGCUGAAUGAGACUCUUUCCUCAUUCGAAGCGAAUCUAGACCCGGUCAUCGACUAUGAUGAGUAUGCGGACCGAAAUUUUCGUCGGGCACACCGUUUCGCAGAAGAGCUCGCGGUCGCAAAGGUGGCUGCGCAAGAGCCGCGGCCAGAAGAAGAAACCCCAAAGACAGCAAGUGGAAGUGACACCAAGGCUAAAAACAGGCUGCAGGCAGCUGCACUAGAGGACGAGAUGCACACACUUCAUCCGCUAUCGCAAGAAAAAAGUGUUACAGUUGCACUCUGUGUUGCAAGACCGGCAACACAGACAACCUUUCUCAUGCAGAAAAUGCUUGGGAGCCUCGUUUCCUUCCUGUUUUCCCUUGUUAUGAUCUUCGCAUUACAAGUUUUCUUUGCCACACACAGAAAAUUUGUGAUGCAGAAACUCCAACAAGUGUGUAACUGUAACACUUUUUUCUCGUGAUAUCCGCUGUAUCCGAAAUACUAUGCGCAGAUGAAGGAAGCCUACGAGAGCCAGGAAUCUGGACACCUCGAUGUGGCGCACAUCCCGUCCAACUUGCAAUUGUCAAUACUGGAGGAGCUCAACAAAGAGCGCGAGGCGGAUCCAGGACAUGAUGAAACCCAAACACAAGAAACGGAAACAGGGCAGAGCGGCGAUCCGAAGUAUCAGCUAUUCAAGUCGCGCACACCCCGCAAGCGCUAUGGAAGAGUCAGGCUCGUCGCCAUCGACAGGGAGUUGAGCCUGAGCCGAUGUCUAAUGCAUAAAAUUCCUACCAGAUGAUGACCCCUUGAUUAUAAUUUUUGAGCGACGCAUCACAAUUUUUCAACACCUUCUACUAAAGCCAGUGAGUCAUAGUUUGUGGUGCAAAAAGGGGUGCCCACCCAGAUACUUAAGCUCUCGAGUAGCCCCAUUGAGUCUAUAGCAUUGCCGCGUUUUAUCAGGCUAGGAGUCGGUCUCAUUAUUUGAAUUUGCCUUCUUUGCAACAAGAUAAGCACUCUGAUGCGCCCCGCAUUUUAUGCAUGAUCAUAAAUCGUUUCAGGUUCAACUUUGACUUGGUCGAUUUCGUCGAGCUUGACGCGUUCAUAAACGUGUGUGCGCGGGUAUUGAGUAUUUUUCCGAACUUCCCUUCGGGUACAGCACGAUCGACUUCUGGGAACCGGAGGCGAAGUAUCAGCACGCACAACUUCCGCCCGUGCCCCUCACUUGUCUUUUUUAUGCCGAAUUCCAAAUUCAGUUGCUGCCCAGUGGACCUGUCGCACUGUUUGCAUAGGCAUACUUGUACAAAAUCUGGAAGCCCAAACAAUUAUAUCGCACUCGGCACAUGGAGACAUCCUCAUGCUCGAUUCCCGCGCCGCGGUGGCGGUGCUGGUGUUUGUAAAUAUAUUGCCGUUCUUCAAUCAUGCCAUAGCCAUACUUACGAGUGAAGGUAAGGGGGAGUAGUAAGUUGCGCACUCUCAUACGAAGCAGCAGCAUGCCCGGGAUCCUGGCCAGAAGGACUGUCUCUCCUGUUGGUUACGGGGCCCGAAGUACUCGCAAAACACGGGGUGGAUGUGCUGGAAAGCCAAGGGCAUGAAGGUGAAAGACCCAAGCCGCUGCUGCGGGCGGCUGGAAACGCCGUUCUUGCACGCCAACCUUUGGACCCACUACCCGCGCACAGAUUGUUUGCUGGCGGAGCAUUUGUGCUCCGAUUUUCUCUUUGGCAUGUGGCGCCGGAGCCUGAAAACGGGAUUACCCAACGUGCAAGAGGCGCAGCGGCCCGACCGCCGGGAGUACGCGGAUACGCCACUUAGCAAUCUGAUCUACUGA
Messenger RNA from Amoebophrya sp. A120, 9407 nucleotides. Lineage: Eukaryota; Dinophyceae; Syndiniales; Amoebophryaceae. The record is from the annotation of a GenBank genome assembly.